Messenger RNA from Dentiscutata erythropus, 171 nucleotides. NCBI's taxonomy places the organism in Eukaryota, Fungi, Glomeromycota, Glomeromycetes, Diversisporales, Gigasporaceae. The record is from the annotation of a GenBank genome assembly.
AUGUCAUGGUUCUCAACAAAAGGAAUUGUCAACAAAAGGAAAUGUCAACGAAUGGAAUUGUCAAUGAAUGGGAAUCGUCAACAAAUGAAAUCGUCAACAAAUGGAAUCGUCAACAAAUGGGAACUAUCAACAAAAGUAAUUGUCAAGAGAAAAAGAAAAGUUAUGGCUUGA